GUUGCUGACCAAGAGGGAUAGUUUGAAUCAUCAAGUUUCGCCGGAGUAAGAGAUUGGAGAUUCCGUACGAAUAGCUUGAGGCCAGUGGGGAGGUGAUCCAUCGGAUCAGCUGUUGUGGGAGCCAUGGUGACUGCCGAAGAAGAUGUUGGGGCUGAAGAAGGAGCUGCUGCUGAGAGACAGGAAGGUGCUGCCGCCGAAGAUAGUGCUGCGGCUGAGAGGAAGGUACUGCCGAACAAAAAAGUGUUGCGGCUGAGAAACCCUAUGCGUGAAGAAUUUUUUUUUCUUCUGCUUGCGUUAACCCAUGAGACAGAGAGGUGGAUCGUGAAGCUCUGAUACCAUGUUGAAUUAAUAUGAAUUAAUGGAUUUUACUUAAGCAAUAGAGGUGAAUACAUGUGAGUAUAUAUAGCUAGAGAUCCUAACCAUACUAGGAUUAGGAUUCUUCUAAUAUGGUAACUAACUAUAAUACAAUUCUACUAUAACU
Cuscuta campestris is the source of this 481-nucleotide messenger RNA. The record is from the annotation of a GenBank genome assembly. NCBI's taxonomy places the organism in Eukaryota, Viridiplantae, Streptophyta, Magnoliopsida, Solanales, Convolvulaceae.